Messenger RNA from Colletotrichum lupini, 234 nucleotides. Its product is annotated as TLC domain-containing protein. The record is from RefSeq and is a predicted model, not a curated record. Bases 1 to 234 code for a protein of 77 amino acids. Lineage: Eukaryota; Fungi; Ascomycota; Sordariomycetes; Glomerellales; Glomerellaceae. The transcript is spliced from 2 exons.
AUGGAAGCGGUCGCGGAGGAAGUGGACGUAGAGUCUAUUGACUUGACGUCGUGGGAACACUCCAAUGACAGGCCGUCCAGCAACAGAGCGAGCGGCGUCAGAGCUCUCAGCGGCCGGAGGGGGAUCCUCAACCGAAUCGGGUUACGUAACUCGAUCAAUUUCAACCUCUAUUUUGGGAUGUCUUGCCCGCAAUUCUUGUUUUGUUUAGACAGUCAGCCGCAUCUUACCAGAUGA